AUGGCGACCUCAGUGCAGCCCUUCGGGGUGCAUUCAUCCAAACUCGACGCAUCUCAGUCGGCGUCCACACUGGUCACGUUCGAGCCAUUUGAUCUGCCAACGAGCAACCAGCGCAUCCUGGGGCCGCCUCAUGCUCAGGGCACAGUCAUCCCCUUGGCAUUGAAACCAUCUGUCCGAGAUGGCAAUGAGAUUGACUUGGACACCGUCGUCAACACUGUAAAAUCCCUCCAGGCGCAAGGCGGCAUUUUGACCGAGGCCCUCGCCCGUCACGGAACGCUGCUUUUCCGGGGCCUUCCCAUCCACAAUGCCCACGAUUUCAGCAAGUUUGCACACGCCUUUGGAUACAAGCCGCAUGAAAUCAUUGGCAUCGUCGUCAACAGGCCGGUACUGGCCCCCAACGUGGCACCGGCGAACGAGGCGCCCAAGGAUGUACUGAUUUACAACCACAACGAGUCUCCACAGGUCCCGCAUGCUCCCGAAUACAUUUUCUUUUAUGGGCACCGGGUUCCCGAAAAGGGGGGUGAAACUCCCAUUUCGUCGUCUGUGGAACUAUUCUACAGAGCACAGCAGGAGAUUCCCGAGUUUGUCUCUGAGCUUGCGGAGAAGGGCAUUCUCAGCAAAGUCACCUACAAAGUUGAAAAGCAGUACGAAGGUGGUUCGACUCUGAAGCAAGCAUUUGGAAAAGAGAUCCAGGACGGGGAUGACGAGGCUACGAGACGAGCGAAGAUCGAGGCUCAGAUUGCCCGAUAUGGGCGCGGCAAGCACACGACGUGGGAGUGGGCAGACGACGGGAGCAUCAUCCUGACGCACCGGCUGCCAGCGAUCCGAACGCAGCCGGACACGAACCUUCCAACUCUCUUCACUGGCCUUGCGGCAUACUACCAGAACAACGUGCACAACGCCAACAAGGGGAGGAAGAACUCCGCCCAACAGCUUUUCGGCGACGGCACUCCCAUCCCCGAGAAGUACCUGGCACACCUCGCCAAAAUUACCGACGAGAUCCGCGUACUCCACAAGUGGGAGCGAGGCGACGUUCUCGUCUACGACAACAUCAUUGCCCAGCACGGCCGACAGCCCUGGGAAGGUGAACAGGAGGAUCGUGUGGUGAUGGCGAGUCUGUUUGACGGCCACCGAGUGCCGGGUGCGUACGGCGAGGAAGAUUGGGCACAGGUUGUGCAGGCUCUUGAUGGGUGA
Messenger RNA from Fonsecaea erecta, 1194 nucleotides. RefSeq lists its product as hypothetical. Gene Ontology annotation, molecular function: oxidoreductase activity. The transcript has a single exon. The record is from RefSeq and is a predicted model, not a curated record. The coding region runs from base 1 to 1194 and encodes 397 amino acids. NCBI's taxonomy places the organism in Eukaryota, Fungi, Ascomycota, Eurotiomycetes, Chaetothyriales, Herpotrichiellaceae.